UGCAUCAUGGCGGGGGCGUCAGUGAAGGUGGCGGUGAGGGUCCGACCCUUCAACUCCAGAGAGAUCGCCAAAGAGAGCAAAUGCAUCAUUCAGAUGUCAGGAAACACAACAACGAUCCUGAACCCCAAACAGCCGAAAGAAAACAAGAGCUUUAACUUCGACUUCUCUUACUGGUCACACACUACGCCUGAGGACGUCAACUAUGCGUCUCAGAUGCAGGUGUACAAGGACAUCGGAGAGGAGAUGCUGCUUCAUGCCUUUGAAGGCUACAACGUGUGCAUAUUUGCAUACGGCCAGACAGGAGCGGGCAAAAGCUACACCAUGAUGGGACGACAGGAGAAAGACCAGCAAGGAAUCAUACCUCUGAUGUGUGAGGACCUCUUCACCAAGAUCAAUGGCAGCAAUAAUGACAACAGCAUGUCUUACUCUGUGGAGGUGAGUUACAUGGAGAUUUACUGUGAGCGUGUGCGUGACCUGCUGAACCCCAAAAACAAAGGAAACCUGCGUGUCAGAGAGCACCCUCUGAUGGGACCCUACGUUGAAGACCUGUCCAAACUAGCCGUCACCUCCUACAACGACAUCCAGGACCUGAUGGACUCUGGAAACAAGGCCAGGACUGUGGCUGCCACCAACAUGAACGAGACCAGCAGCCGUUCCCACGCCGUCUUCAACAUCAUCUUCACACAGAAGAAACACGACAUGGAAACGGACAACACAUCAGAAAAGGUCAGCAAGAUCAGUCUGGUGGACUUGGCUGGCAGCGAGAGAGCUGACUCCACGGGAGCCAAAGGAACCAGACUGAAGGAAGGAGCAAACAUCAACAAGUCUUUAACCACAUUGGGGAAAGUUAUUUCUGGUCUAGCUGAACUGGAUUCGGCACCAAACAAGAACAAGAAAAAGAAGAAAGUGGAGAGUUUUAUUCCCUACAGAGAUUCAGUUCUGACCUGGCUACUGAGGGAGAACUUGGGAGGAAACUCUCGCACAGCUAUGGUGGCUGCCCUCAGUCCUGCUGAUAUUAACUAUGAUGAAACCCUCAGUACCCUCCGGUAUGCUGAUCGUGCCAAACAGAUCCGCUGCAACGCUGUGAUCAAUGAGGACCCCAACAACCGUCUGGUGCGUGAGCUGAAAGAGGAGGUGGCUCGCCUCAAGGACCUGCUGUAUGCACAGGGCCUGGGAGACAUCAUAGAGACGUAUCGCUGCACCGGCCCCGUCAUCACUGGUUUGAAAUUGACCAAUGCCAUGACGGGAAUGAGCCCCUCUCCCUCGCUCUCGGCCCUGUCCAGUCGUGCCGGGUCCAUCAACAACCUCCACGAUCGCAUCUUCAGCCCAGCCAGUGAGGAGACCAUUGAGAGGCUCAAGGAAACUGAGAAAAUCAUCGCUGAGCUCAAUGAGACCUGGGAGGAGAAGCUGCGUCGUACUGAGGCCAUCCGCAUGGAGAGAGAGGCGCUUCUGGCUGAGAUGGGUGUUGCCAUGAGAGAAGAUGGAGGCACAGUGGGCGUCUUCUCCCCGAAAAAGACCCCUCAUCUGGUGAACCUGAACGAGGACCCGCUGAUGUCUGAGUGUCUGCUGUAUUACAUCAAAGAUGGCAUUACCAAGGUUGGCCGUGAAAAUGCCAAGACUCGCCAGGACAUUGUUCUCAGUGGUCAUUUUAUCAAAGAUGAACACUGCACCUUCAGCAGCACCACAUGCUCUCAGGGAGAAGGAUGUGUCAUGCUUGAACCAUGUGAGGGGGCAGAGACGUAUGUCAACGGGAAGAGAGUGACCUCACCCAUUGUUCUGCGAUCUGGGAAUCGCAUCAUCAUGGGAAAGAGCCACGUGUUUCGCUUCAACGACCCCGAGCAGGCUCGUAUGGAGCGAGAGAGGACGCCAUGCGCUGAGACGCCCGUGGAGCCCGUCGACUGGGCCUUUGCUCAGAGAGAGCUGCUGGAGAAACAAGGCAUCGACAUGAAGCAGGAGAUGGAGCAGAGGCUUCAGGAACUUGAGGAUCAGUACCGUAGAGAAAGAGAAGAAGCCAGUAACCUGCUAGAACAGCAAAGGCUGGACUAUGAGAGUAAACUGGAGGCUCUUCAGAAACAAGUCAACUCCCGGUACCUGGAGUCACCUGAGGAAGAGGAGGAGCCCGAAGAGGAAGUGCCGUGGACGAAGCGUGAAACUGAGCUGGCUCUGUGGGCUUUCAGAAAGUGGCGUUUCUACCAGUUCACCUCUCUCAGGGAUCUGCUUUGGGGUAACGCCAUCUUCCUCAAGGAGGCCAAUGCUAUCAGUGUGGAACUGAAGAAGAAGGUGCAGUUCCAGUUCGUCCUGCUGACGGACACUCUCUACUCUCCACUGCCGCCUGACCUGCUGCCCCCCUGUGUGGCCAAAGAAAGAGAAAGACGACCUUUCCCCCAGACCAUUGUAGCUGUCGAAGUACAGGAUCAGAAGAAUGGAGCCACGCAUUACUGGACUCUGGAGAAACUCAGGCAGAGGCUGGACCUGAUGAGAGAAAUGUACGACCGUGCCGCAGAGCUCCCCAGCAGUGCUGUGGAGGACUGCGACCACACCCUGACCGGCGGCGACCCCUUCUAUGAUCGCUUCCCCUGGUUCCGUCUGGUCGGCAGGGCUUUUGUGUACCUGAGUAACCUGCUGUACCCGGUGCCCCUGGUACAUCGCGUUGCCAUCGUCAGCGAGAAAGGAGAGGUGAAAGGCUUCCUCAGAGUGGCUGUGCAGGCCAUCUCAGCGGAUGAGGAGGCCCCUGAUUAUGGCUCUGGUGUGAGGCAGUCAGGCACUGCCAAGAUCUCCUUUGAAGACAAGCAGUUUGAGAAGUUCCAGACUGAGUCAUGUCCUGGCGGUCUGUCGCACUCCAACACCUCCCAGGAGGAGCUGCGAAUUGUGGAGGGAGAAGGGCAAAAUGCAGAGAUAGGAAUCUCUGCAGAUGAAGUCAACAACAACACUUGUGCAGCUACCCUGGAGGCUCCCUGCAGCCCAGUGAAGAGUUUAGGUCUGGGUCUGGAUCCUCCUCUGGACCUCUCUCCAGAGAAAGCUCUGUCCCACCUGACGAUCGGCAGCACCUUCACCUUCAGAGUCACUGUCUUACAGGCCUCCAGCAUCUCAGCCGAGUAUGCCGACAUCUUCUGUCAGUUCAAUUUCAUCCACCGUCAUGACGAAGCUUUCUCCACUGAACCGCUGAAGAACACUGGCAGAGGACCUCCGCUGGGCUUCUACCACGUACAAAAUAUCAAAGUGGAGGUGACCAAGUCCUUCGUGGAAUACAUAAAGACUCAGCCCAUCGUCUUCGAGGUGUUCGGUCACUAUCAGAAACAGCCCUUCCCUCCGCUUUGCAAAGACCUGAUCAGUCCACUGAGACCUUCCAGGAGGCAGUUCCCCAGGGUGAUGCCCUUAUCCAAACCAGUGCCGGCCACAAAGCUCAGCACUUUGACUCGCUCCACUGCGGGACCGUGCCACGCCAAGUACGACCUCAUGGUCUUCUUUGAGAUCUGUGAGCUGGAGGCCAACGGAGACUACAUCCCUGCUGUUGUUGACCACAGAGGUGGGAUGCCCUGUCACGGCACGUUCCUCUUACAUCAGGGCAUUCAGAGGAGGAUCACAGUUACCAUCGCUCAUGAAACGGGAAAUGAUAUUGAGUGGAAAGAGGUGAAGGAGCUGGUUAUCGGCCGCAUUCGAAACACACCAGAGGCUGAUGAGACCAUCAUAGACCCCAACAUCCUUUCCCUCAACAUCCUGUCUUCUGGAUACUUCUGGCCAAAACAUGAUGACAAAACUUUCUACCGAUUUGAGGCAGCAUGGGACAGUUCCAUGCACAACUCUCUGCUCCUGAACAGAGUCACUCCCUAUGGAGAGAAGAUCUACAUCACCCUCUCUGCUUAUCUAGAGAUGGAGAACUGCACUCAGCCAACAGUGAUCACCAAAGAUUUCUGCAUGGUGUUUUACUCCCGUGACACGAAGCUUCCAGCCUCUCGCUCCAUCAGAAACCUCUUCAGCACCGGCUGCCUCCGGCCCUCUGAGAGUAACCGCGUCACGGGAGUCUAUGAAGUCACCCUCUGCCAUGUGGCAGACAAUGGAAGCCCAGGCAUGCAGCGGCGUCGCAGGCGUGUGCUGGACACCUCGGUGGCGUAUGUCCGAGGAGAGGAGAACCUGGCCGGAUGGAGGCCUCGCAGUGACAGCCUCAUCCUUGACCACCAGUGGGAGCUGGAGAAACUCAGCUUGCUGCAGGAGGUGGAGAAGACCAGGCACUACCUGCUGCUGAGAGAGAAGCUGGAGGCGACACUGCAGGCGGGACAGGAGGCGCUCUACAAGAGCAGCGACGUCAGCGACUUGGCAAAGAGUCCCAUCCUAAGCCACAGUCCCAGCAGCAGCCCUGCCCCCGAGAGCCCCAACCAGAGGCAGAGGGAGCUGGCUGCCAAGUGUCUGCGUCUGCUGAUGCACACCUUCAACAGGGAGUACAGCCAGGUGAGCAGCAGUGCCAGUGAGAGCAAGCUCUCUGAGAUGUCUGCUUCACUAAUGAGGGAAUCAUCAUCGUCUGGACUGAGCACGCUCACGCCAUCCUCUACCUGCCCGUCAUUGGUCGAGGGACACUAUGACAUUAGACACACUGAACCCAGUUCAGGAGCGUCCACACCAGAUCUGGACCCGUACAGCCCAGUGGACAGGAAGAAAGCUCUCAGAGGAUGCACUUUUGUUCCUGACAUACAGGAGAUUCGUGUCAGCCCCAUUGUGUCAAAGAAGGGCUACUUGCACUUCCUGGAGCCCCACACCACUGGCUGGGUGAGGCGCUACGUGGUGGUACGCAGGCCCUACGUCUACCUGUACCGCAGCGAGAGGGACAGUGUUGAGAGAGCUGUCAUCAACCUGUCAUCUGCAAAGGUGGAAUACAGUGAAGACAAACAGACCUUACUGCGGACUCCCAACACGUUUGCUGUGUGCACUGAGCAUCGUGGGAUACUGCUGCAGGCCAGCAAUGACAAAGAGAUGCAUGACUGGCUGUACGCUUUCAACCCUCUGUUAGCCGGCACCAUCAGGUCAAAGCUGUCUCGGAGAAAGUCAAUCCAGUCGGUCCCUUCUGCUCAGAGGAUGUGAGAGGUGAACCAGACUGGUGGGAAAACAAAACAAAACAAUACAAUCUAAAAGCUCUGCUCAACCUCCUGCUCUAAUGAACAUUGACCAUAUAAACAAACUUAUACAUAAAACCAUUUAAAUCCCCUUCUACAUGACAUCCCUCAGUCACUCAUACCAAACCCCAACAGAAACUGUCCCUUCUCACUUUUUGCAGUCGUCACCUCAAACCCUGCAUGGUGUGCUCCCUCCUGACCAUUAGAAGAAUACAUAAGAAAAACUAACCACCCAAACAUGUUAAUUAACUUAUUUCUGCUGGGCAUUUGGACUAGUUCUGAUUAGUUUUCAUGUACAUGUAGAAAUCUGUCAUCUGUGAGGCCACCAAAUCCCUGUAGAAAGUUAAUAUGUGCUCAGUCCCUCCUUUAUCUGUCUUAACUGAAAAUCAGUCCCAGUUGUAAACCAACCAUUCAUGUAUUUCUAAUUAAUGCCAUCAGGUGAGAGGGAAAAUGAAAACAUCAAAUCAGAUGUUUCUCUGUGUAGAAGUGUGUUAAGUGCAGGGAUGACAGCUCCACAUACAUCUAUUAUAUAAAUACUGUACAUUACCUUGUUUGGAAUGGCUUGGUGCUCUACAACAUAGAGUAUUUGUUUCACUGCAGAGGUUUCAGAUAGUGAGCAGAUCGGUAGCAUGAGGAGGGGUUUGUUAAGACAAAGCGGUAAGUUGUUAUACCUGUUGUUGAUGUUUUUUUUUUAACUGGUUUAAUUAAAACUGAGUUUGUUGGCUAGACUAAGGUAGAAUAACACACAAUCAGGAGAGAUAACUCAUGUCCUUGCCUUGUUCUUGAUAUGUUCUUUUUUUUGUGCGUAUACCCAUAAAGGAGAAGAUUCAUUUAUUGUUGCUAUCAUAGGUUCUCUGCACUGUUAUUUAUUUGUGACAGGACCACUGACCAGUUUUGUUGCAUGGCACUUUAUUGUCUUCAAUGAGUUAAUGUCUUGUGUCAUUUACUCAGUUGUUGUAACCAAAGCAUAGUUUCCUUGUUGUAAUUGUUUCAAACAUUGUCCACUGUGCAAUUGUGUUAGAAGACAGUUUUUGAGAAUAACUGGAUUUAAACAAAUAGUUUGACAUUUUGAGAAGUAUGCCUAUUUGCUUUCUUGCUGAGAAAGAUAAGAAGAUCGAUACUCUGCAUUGUCCUUAAAUAUGAAGCUACAGCCAGCAGCCGGUUGGCUUAGCUUACCUAAGACUGGAAACAGGAGGAAACAGCGAGACGGGCUCUAUCCAUAGGUAACAAAAUCUGCCUACCAGUACUUCAAAAGCUCACUAAUUAACAUGUUGUCUCCCGUUAUUUUGAAGUGUAAAAAUGACAAGUUGAGAUUUUAAUAGUAGUUAUGUGCUGGACUAUUGCCUAGCAGGGUGCAGAGACUUCCAGGACAAACAAAGUCACAAAUGAGAUAUAAUUUGUUAAUUAGUGAGCUUUAAAGGUGUUGGAAGCUGGAUUUUUCUGUCUUAGAAUAGAGCCAGGCAAGCUGUUGCCCCCUGUUUCUUUAGGUUAAGCUAAUCGUCUUCUCAGUACAAACCCCAAGUGUAGCAUCCUUGCAGGGAUGCAAUCCCCAUAUUGAUGUGUUGUACCAAGUUUCCUUCCCUCAGGGAUCAUUGGUUAUAUGCAUAACCUCUAGAUUUUUUCAUCUGACUUCUUGCAAGAAAGCCAAUUCACUUGUUUUUCAAACUAUUUCUUUAAACUAAUCAGUUGUAUCUAAAUUGGACUAAGAUGUUUUGUAUGAUAAAUACACCAGGAGGACAACUAUACUGUAUGUUUGUGGUUUUUCUUUUUU
Molecule: messenger RNA, 6876 nt
Organism: Xiphias gladius (swordfish)
Lineage: Eukaryota; Metazoa; Chordata; Actinopteri; Istiophoriformes; Xiphiidae
Gene: kif1ab
Product: kinesin family member 1Ab
Exons: 47
Coding region: 7-5073 (1688 amino acids)
Biological process (GO): microtubule-based movement; cytoskeleton-dependent intracellular transport; vesicle-mediated transport
Cellular component (GO): axon; dendrite; microtubule
Molecular function (GO): microtubule binding; ATP binding; plus-end-directed microtubule motor activity
Source: RefSeq, a predicted model, not a curated record